This is a messenger RNA of Salmo salar (Atlantic salmon), 2233 nucleotides long. NCBI's taxonomy places the organism in Eukaryota, Metazoa, Chordata, Actinopteri, Salmoniformes, Salmonidae. The record is from RefSeq and is a predicted model, not a curated record.
CCUGGGAGUGCAUUCUGACGAAGACAACAAAAGCUCUGAAAGUCAAGGCUACAGAGCUGAAUGAGACUCUGGGCAGGAACGGAGCUCCAGAGAAGAGCCUGAAUGAGAUGCACCAGGAGAUUGAGACCAUGGUAGCCGAGCUCCGCAAACACCAGCUGGGAGGCAAGAACCACAUCUCAGAGGAGGAGCUGGGACUGGCAGAGGCCCUGUACCAGAAGGUGAAGCGUCUCUUUGGGGACCCUCACCAGGCUACGGAGGACCUGAAGGCUGAGGUGACAGAGAUGGGUGACCACCGGGCCAAGCUGGACGAGGCCCAGGCCCUGCUGAAGGAUGCCCAGGGGAAGAGCAGGGAGGCUGGGGCCCUGUCUGGACAGAACCAGCGCAACCUCACUGCCCUGGAGAGAAAGAGGGAUUCUUUGAGCUCAGUGAAGAAAGGAACUGAAGACGUGCUGGAAGACAUUCUGGCUGAAGCCAACGGGCUCUCAGACAACAUCAAUAAGGAGAUUGAGGAUCUGGAGGAGAUGGAGCAUGAGCUGGGUUCUCUCCAUGAGCACCUGGAUUACAGAGUGAGCCGUCUGACCAAGGGCCUGAGUGACAACACCCUGACUGACCUGCUGCAGGACGCUAAGAACCAUGCUGCCCAGCUCAACGAGUCCUCUGCAUCCUGGACAGCAUCCUGGCGGAAGCCAAGAACCUGUCCUUUAACGCCACGGCAGCAUUCAACAGCAACAUCAAGGACUUCAUCGAGGAGGCUGACAAAGAGGCAAAGCAGGCCAGGGCACGCGGGACAGAGGCCCUUCAGCUGGCCUCAGGACCUAAAGGCUCUUUGAAGAAUAACGCCAAGAACUCUGUUCAGAGGAGCGUUCAACUGUGGAACGAAGCCAAUAAGUUAGGGAGUGAUGUGAACGAGAAUGCUGAGAGUGUGGGCAGUCUCCAGGCCCGGGUGACAGCUGGUGGCUUGAAGAACAAGGGCUUGCUGAAAGAUCUCGACAAUACAUUAGGGAAGCUGAAUGCAAUCCCCAAUGAUACAGCAGCUAAGCUACAGGCCACCAAGUCCAAGGCAGGAGGUGCCAAAAACACAGCCAACAAUGUGCUGUCCAGAAUGAGAGACAUGAACCUGAUGGGCCUGCAAGCUGGAGGAUGACGUCAACAAGGCUAACAUGAUCCAGGAUCCUGAGGAAAAACAUCCAUGCAGCGAGGCCCAAGGUGAAGGACCUGAAAGACAAGGCAAACAGACUGCUGGAGAAACUGAAGCCCAUCCAGGAGCUGAAGGACAACUUGAAGAAAAAUAUCUCCCAGAUUAAAGAGUUGAUCAACCAGGCGCGCAAGCAGGCCAACUCUAUGUUACAAACACCGCUGUAGCUCAGCUUCCGUCCACCUCACAGACUAACAGCGGGCAUCUACGGAUUCAGUGGAAAUAGACACAUCCAAUAGAAGAUCCCUGAGCGUUCUGUGGGCUUUUUAAGUGCUCUCUGUCUGGUGAUCUAUGUGAUUAAAGUGUCUGUGUCCUCCGGGGGAGACCGUGUCUGUGCAUAUGGACCAGAAAUCAAGAAGGGUCGCUACAACACCAUCAGUGUGAAUGUGAAGACCACCUCCCCUGAUAACCGACUCUUCUACCUGGGCAGUGCCAAAUGCAUUGACUUCCUGGCAAUUGAGAUGCGUAAGGGUAAGGUCAACUUCCUGUGGGAUGUGGGCUCCGGAGUGGGUAAGGUGGAGUACCCUGACACGACUAUAAACUACGGCAACUGGCAUCGCAUCGAGGCCUCACGGAAUGGCAUUAAUGGCACCAUCUCUGUCCAUGCACUGGAGGGUCCCAGAGCUGGCAUCAUGCCCACCUCUAAGAGUGGCACCUCCCCUGAAAGCUAAACUAUCCUGGAUGUGGACCAGAAUGCCUACCUGUUUGUCGGUGGCAUAUUGGGCAGUGUGAAGGGAGCUGAUAUCACUUUGUCAUACUGUAGUUUAUCACGGAGCCAUUUAGUCAUUUUUACCCAUUUCUAUUUUGGUAGAUACAAUGGUAUUCACUAUGUGUUUCGUUGUUUGUCUUGUAGAAAGCGGACGUGGUUAAAACCACUACUUUCUCCGGGUGUUUGGGAGUGACAUACCUGGACAACAAACCUAUCGGCCUGUGGAACUACAGAGAGAGAGAAGGAGACUGCAAAGGAUGUGUGGAUAAGACCUGAGCCCUAGGACCAUGCCUCAGGACUACCUGGUAUGAUGACUCCUUGCUGUCCCC